AUCUCAGAACAAACAAGUUUCUUGAAACAGGAGCACCAUGAAUCAAGCAUGUUGCAUUACUGUGAUAAUUUCAUUGAUUAAAUUUAUCUCAACGGAAACUGUCGAAUACGAAGAUGGCAACAUUCUCAUCUUCAACCUAAACAUAACCAGCGAAAAUUCUAAAAAACUUUCACGCUUCUCAAACUACACCACAAUCGGCUUCUUGAACUCGUCACUACCGCCACUGACGGAGCAAAACCUACAACAUCUAGCUCGAACAGUCAACUUUGCCUGCCGAGAUGGCAUCCUGGAAGUGUUCGAGAUUCUUCCCCGCUUCAAAGAGGUUCAGUUUCAUUCCUGUCAAACGACAAACAUCACAAUCAAACCUGACAGGAGUUACGAGCUGAAUGCGUUGGCCAUCGUGGAUAAUAACAAUACUGAAUUGCCUAAAAAUUUGGGGCUUUUGACGAAGCUAGAGCGACUUUACGUCGCUGAAACGCUGAUUGAGCACGUUGAGAUGGACGUGCUGAGCAAGUUGGUUAAUUUGAAACAACUCUACCUGAUCGAUAGUAGAAUCAAGACUAUCAGCUCAGUUUCGCACAGUCUUGUCGUGAUGCCCAGCUUAAAAGAUUUGAAUCUGUCUGGCAACAAGCUUGCGAUGGUUUCUCUCGCCAAGUGGGAUGAGCCUUCGGUAGAGAAGAUCAGCGUGCGUAAUAAUCAGUUGCAGAUCGUUAUGAUGAUGCCGUUUAAUUUUCCGAAAUUGAAGGAAUUGGAUUUGUCAAAUAAUCCUUUGGAUUGUUUUUGGAGAAGAAAUUUGAAACAAGCGAUGGACGAGCGAAAGGUUGAGCUGUGGGAAAACACAAUUUGUGGUAUUUAAAGUGUUUGUUCAAGUAAAAUAGAUCGCAA
Messenger RNA from Culex quinquefasciatus (southern house mosquito), 885 nucleotides. RefSeq names its product plant intracellular Ras-group-related LRR protein 3. Gene Ontology annotation, molecular function: protein binding. The transcript has 2 exons. NCBI's taxonomy places the organism in Eukaryota, Metazoa, Arthropoda, Insecta, Diptera, Culicidae. Bases 38 to 856 code for a protein of 272 amino acids. The record is from RefSeq and is a predicted model, not a curated record.